Messenger RNA from Lymnaea stagnalis (great pond snail), 18832 nucleotides. NCBI's taxonomy places the organism in Eukaryota, Metazoa, Mollusca, Gastropoda, Lymnaeidae. The record is from the annotation of a GenBank genome assembly.
CGCGUCUUGGACGUCUCGGGAAACAAUUUUGGAUUCUCUGCCUGGCGGUCCUUGUUUUUUGACCUGCAUCUGCUCCAUAACUUGGAUGAUCUUACCAUCACUUCCCCACCCUCUACGUAUGAGCAAGUUCAUCCUAACUAUACCUGCAUCCUGACACCUUACAGGAAUUGCCAUAGCUCAUUGGCUUAUCCAACCCCCAACGAAGUGGUUCUCUCUCAAGGCCAGGUGAGUCUAUCUAAGACCAACUACGGUCGUUUGAAAGCAACAAAACCUGAAGACCUUGUCGGAAAGUUACCUCAGAAUUCGAGCAACACGAUCAGAAGGUCAGAGGAGACAUCUGAUUUGAAAAAUGGCUUUGCUGCACCAGUGCACCAGACGUUAAUGCAGCCAACUGUGCAGUAUCGAACGUCAGAUCAAGUAACAUCUAACGUCUUCUCGAGAAUCACAAUCACUCCAAUCAUCUGGCUCCGUUCGCCCCCAAACGUAAGGUUCAUCCGAAUGGCCUUUAUCACACUCCAAACUUUUAUUCAAUUUCGGGUUACAUGGAGACUGGUUGACGCACAAAAUAUUCAGGAAAUUUACGCGUUAGACAUCCCUUUCCUGUUCUACUGCCGUGGACGCCUGCUGGGCCUGGAGCACCUUAAAGUCUUGGACGUGUCUGGCUCGAUGAUGGACGUGGAGCAACAUUUCUACGAAGAUUUGCCUGGCUUAAAAGUUUUGGUUCUCAACUCCAUCUUACCUUUGAAUUACUUCCAGAUCGUCGUGUCGUGUAAGCGACUCCUUCGGAACUUGACCAGUCUGACGUAUCUUGACUUGACCAACAACGGCCUUAACACUCUGUUGCCCGGGACCUUCACGUCCAACGUGCUGUUGACUUAUCUGGUACUGGCCAGGAACCGUUUCUCGAGCAUUCCCUUUGAGUUUCACACGACCCCGAGGCUGAGGUACCUUGAUAUGACGGAGAACGCAGUUCCCUACUUAGAAGAGCAGGAGAUGUCUGCAAUCGACGCACAGAUUCACCAGACUGGAGACUUCACCUUAAAACUUCACGGCAACGCUAUUGUCUGUCUGUGUUCAAACAUCAAAUUUCUGGGUAAGUUUCAGAAAACUAUUUAUUAAUAAUAAAUUGUAAGACGAUACAGGAAUGGUGGUUCACCGAAUAAUUUAAAGCUAGGCACCAAUGUGACUGUAGAUGUUAUUUUUUACGGACUCUCAUAGAAAAACACUUCCAAAUAUAUUUUAAGCAGAGAUAUAAUGUUUAAAAAAUAUAUUACAAGUGAUCAGAUUUUGUCAGCUGUUAGAAAGUAGCAUUGCAAGGGAGACCUAAUAUUUGCUCAAGUUAGGCAUCUUCAAGAAUUAAUGCACUUUUUAGGAAUGUAAACAUUUUAAAAAAAUAAGCCUACUUUUUCUUGCCUGUUAUUGGAAUGACAAAAAGACGAUACACUCACCUGCCUUGGAACGGCUCACUUAAUUUCGUGUAGUUAAGAUUAAUUGUUUUACUAACUGUACAAUUAGAUAAUUAAUCAAAAUCGCUUAAAUACAGAUGAGUCUUAAAAUUAUUUAGUGUAAUUUUUUACUUUUACAUUUUUCCUUUAACCAGACAUUUGUAUCCACCUGUUCCCACACAUUUCGUUAGUGAAGAAAUAAAUAUCUCACCUUUAAUAUAAUAUAAAAUAUAUCAUAUAUAUCAAUAAAUGAUACAGGAUUGGACAGAUGCCAACCUCACGCUUCACCCCCGGGCACAUCUUUCCCUUUGCACGGCUCCAGCAAUACAUACAAUCAUUAUGUAACAUGGCCUACAUACAAUCAUUAUGUAAUAGGGCCUACAUACAAUCAUUAUGUAACAGGGCCUAAUAGAAUCAUUAUGUAAGAUGACUUACAUACAAUCAUUAUGUAAUAGUGCCUACAUACAAUCAUUAUGUAACAUGGCCUAAUACAAUCAUUAUGUAACAGGGCCUAAUACAAUCAUUAUGUAAUAGCGCCUACAUGCAAUCAUUAAGUAAUAGCGCCUACAUACAAUCAUUAUGUAAUAGCGCCUACAUACAAUCAUUAUGUAACAGGGCAUAAUACAAUCAUUAUGUAAGAUGACCUACAUACAAUCAUUAUGUAAUAGUGCCUACAUACAAUCAUUAUGUAACAGGGCCUAAUACAAUCAUUAUGUAAUAGCGCCUACAUACAAUCAUUAUGUAAUAGCGCCUACAUACAAUCAUUAUGUAACAGGGCAUAAUACAAUCAUUAUGUAAGAUGACCUACAUACAAUCAUUAUGUAAUAGUGCCUACAUACAAUCAUUAUGUAACAGGGCCUAAUACAAUCAUUAUGUAAUAGCGCCUACAUACAAUCAUUAUGUAAUAGCGCCUACAUACAAUCAUUAUGUAAUAGGUCCUACCUGCAAUCAUUAUGUAAUAGUUCCUGCAUACAAUCAUAAAGAUAAUAAUCAUAAUAAUAAAGUUUAUUUGAAAAUCCCGCUUCAUCCCCAAAGGCUCGAAGCGCGGUACAAAGUCAACCAUAUUCAAAGACAAAUGGAAACAUCUAUAUUUUACCACAUUGAAAUAAAAAACGCAACAUUACGAAAACUACAUACGCAAAUACCCAUUCUAAGUCUUUCAUAUCUUGGAACCAUAAACAACACAGGCCAAUAUACAUCUAGGAGAUAAUAGCUAGCUGGAAAAGAUGGUAGACAACAUCACCCCAACAGGUGUUUGCGAAAUAGAUGUGUUUUCAAAUCGGUUUUGAAGAAAUCCACUGUCUGGCUGUUUCUCAGAAGAGUGUUCCAAAUGGUUGGGCCAGAAAAUGCGAAAGUUCGCCUAUUAUCAGAUAGGGCCUAAAUACAAUCAUUAUAUAAUAGGACAUAUGUACAAUCCUACCAUAUAUGGACUAAUUAAAAUCAAAAUUUAUAGUUCCUACAUAUAAACAUUAUGUUAUAUGGCCUACUUACAAUCAUUUUAACAUAAUUAGUUGAAAUUAUAUUUAUAUGUAUGUUAUGUGUGGUGGAGUGGUUAGUUGGACUUUUACCACUGCCUCGUAGUGUUAAAACUUUGCUAUGUGCCUGCAGUUAAGACUGUGCUAUGUGCCUACUGUUAAGACUUUGCUAUGUGGCUGCUUUUAAGACUUUGCUAUGUGCCUGCUGUUAAAACUUUGCUAUGUGCAUGCUGUUAAAACUUUGCUAUGUGCAUGCUGUUAAAACUUUGCUAUGUGCCUUCCGUUAAGACUUUGCUAUGUGCCUGCAGUUAAGACUUUGCUACGUGCCUGCUGUUAAGACUUUGCUAUGUGCCUGCAGUUAAGACUUUGCUAUGUGCCUGCUGUUAAAACUUUGCUAUGUGCAUGCUGUUAAGACUUUGCUAUGUGCCUGCUGUUAAGACUUUGCUAUGUGCCUGCUGUUAAGACUUUGCUAGUGUCUGCAGUUAAGACUUUGCUAUGUGCCUGCUGUUAAGACUUUGCAAUGUGCCGGCUGUUAAGACUUUGCUAUGCGCCUGCUGUUAAGACUUUGUUAUGCGCCUGCUGUUAAGACUUUGCUAUGUGCCUGCAGUUAAGACUUUGCUAUGUGCCUGCUGUUAAGAUUUUGUUAUGCGCCUGCUGUUAAGACUUUGCUAUGUGCCUGCAGUUAAGACUUUGCUAUGCGCCUGCUGUUAUAAGUGAGCUAAAUGUAAAUAAUGAUUCGGGAUACAAUGUAAAUAUUUAGAGGAUUUCCUUCUAAGGAAACACAUUAUUGUCUCAAUGAUUUGAGGAUGAGAAGAUGUACUGGCAUCAUUGUCUCAAUGUUUGGUGGAUGAGAAGAUGUAUUGACAUCAUUGUCUCAAUGAUUGGUGGUAGAAGAUUGGGACAAACCAGCUGGUAGAAAAGUGGACAAACAAGCUGGUAAAAGAAUGGGACAAACCAGCUGGUUGAAAAGUGGGACAAACCAGCUGGUAGAAGAGUGAAACAAGCCAUCUGGUAGAAGAGGUAGAAAAAACCAGCUGGUAGAAGAAUGAGACAAACCAGCUGGUAGAAGAGUGAGGCAAGCCAUCUGUUAGAAGAGGUAGACAAACCAGCUGGUAGAAGAGUUAGACAAACCAGCUGGUAGAAGAGUGAGACAAGCCAUCUGGUAGAAGAGCUAAAAAAACCAGCUGGUAGAAGAGGUAGACAAACCAGCUGAUAGAAGAGUGAGACAAACCAGCUGGUAGAAGAGUUGGACAAACCAGCUGGUAGAAGGGUUGGACAAACAAGCUGGUAGAAGAGUGAGACAAACCAGCUGGUAGAAAAGUUGGACAAACCAGCUGGUAGAAGAGUGAGACAAACCAGCUGGUAGAAUAGUGGGACAAACCAGCUGGUAGAAGAGUUGAACAAACCAGCUGGUAGAAGAGUGAGACAAAUCAGCUGGUAGAAGAGUGAGACAAAUCAGCUGUUAGAAGAGUUGGACAAACCAGCUGGUAGAAGAGUUGGACAAACCAGCUGGUAGAAGAUUGAGACAAACCAGCUGGUAGAAGUUUAGAUUAAAACAGCUGGUAUUGGUAGAAGAGUUGGACAAAACAGCUGGUAGAAGAGUUGGACAAACCAGCUGGUAGAAGAUUUGGAAAAACCAGCUGGUAGAAGAGUGGGACAAACCAGCUGGUAGAAGAGUGAGGCAAACCAGGUGGUAGAAAAGUUGGACAAACCAGCUGGUAGAAGAGUGAGACAAACCAGCUGGUAGAGGAGUUGACAAACGAGCUGGUAGAAGAGUUGGACAAACGAGCUGGUAGAAGAGCGAGACAAACCAGCUGGUAGAAGAGUUGACAAACGAGCUGGUAGAAGAGUUGAACAAACCAGCUGGUAGAAGAGUUGAACAAACCAGCUGGUAGAAGAGUGAGACAAACCAGCUGGUAGAAUUUAGGAUUAAAACAGCUGGUAUUGGUAGAAUAGCUAGACAUUAAUUUUUGUUGUUUUGUUGGGUUUUUAUUCAAUUCAAAGGAGUGCACGUUUGAUUUUAGUUUUUUUAAUGCAUUACAAUUUUUGGAACUCCGAGCAGUGGGAUAUUCAACAACUCCACAUCCCAGCUCCACUCCAAACCCCGGAUUUUCAGUUUCGUUCCAAUAAUCAAUCACAUGACCUUUGACAUAGAAAACCUUGACCCAUGAUGUCUUCCAACUGUGUUUGGUUUGAAUGAUUCUUGUUGUCAUGUCAGUCACACAAUUUGGUGACUAUUAAAUUCGUCUAAUUAAAAAUCAAUUUUUCUAAGAUUGUAUAUUUUGAGUGUUUGUAAAAUAUAUAUAUUUUCUUUUACAACCACAAUUGGCUCAGUUUGAGACAUGACAACAUUUUAUGUUGACAGCUUGGCUACAAACGACUCAUACAAACUUGGACUAUGGGGGAAACUACACAUGUACGUCACAAGAUGGCCGCAUCACAAGCACAGGCCAUUUCUCUGAUACACAGGGAGUUUGGAGACAAUGUGUGGGGAGGUGAGACAGUGUAAGGGGGAGGGGGAGACAAUACGUGGGGAGGGGGGGAGAUGUGAUGCGUCGAGAGGUGAGACAAUGUAUGGGGGAGGGGGAGACAAUGUAUGGGGGAGGGGGAGACAAUGUAUGGGGGAGGGGGAGACAAUGUAGGGGGGAGGGGGGGAGAGUGUUCAAUGUAUGGGGGAGGGGGAGACAAUGUAUGGGGGAGGGUGAGACAAUGUAUCGGGGAGAGGGAGACAAUGUAUGGGGGAGGGGGGGACAAUGUAUGGGGGAGGGUGAGACAAUGUAUGGGUGAGGGUGAGACAAUGUAUGCUGUAUUCAGGCAAUGAUUUGAAAGGGGAUGCAAUGUAAAAGGAGUCGAGGCAAGGAGGGCGAGCUGAGAAAAAGUGAUGAUCAGGCAAUAAUGAUUAUUAUGUAAGGAGGAUAAGUCAGAAAGGGCAGAGGUAUAACCAACAGGAAAAGUACAAGACAGUUAUGGAACUUGGCAAGAGACAAUUUAUAUUUUGGUUUAUAUUAUUAGCCGUUAUAAAAUCAAAUUAAAACUCUUUUUAAUACCUUCAUUAAUUAAGGUAGACUUGUUUUAUGAUGGCUGGUUUGUGUGCUUGACAAAUAUUUAAAAUAUCUUACGUGAAGUCUCUUUUAAAAUUGUUUACUUGAUCAGAAUUGUUUUAGAUGCGCUGAAAUUGAACAGAUAUUAUGCACUAUAAAGCUCAGAUUGAAUAGGUAUUUUUGUAUGGAUGCUUCUUAAUGUGCUCUUUUAUUACAAGGAAACGAAACAAUGGAUCGUAAUCAGAUGUGACCUGUUCCUUCCUGUUAACUUCUAAUAGCAUUUAUAUGUUGACAUCCCGGUGCAUUGUAGUUUUUUAAGUUAUAAUUACACUUUUUAAAAAAAAUUUAACAUCUCUUAUCAUUGACAGAUUUUUUAACAUCUCUUCUCAUUGACAGUUUUGUUAACAUCUCUUAUUAUUGACAGUUUUGUUAACAUCUCUUAUCAUUGACAGUUUUGUUAACAUCUACUAACAUUGACAGUUUUGUUAACAUCUCUUAUCAUUGACAGUUUUGUUAACAUCUCUUAUCAUUGACAUUUUUGUUAACAUCUCUUAUCAUUGACAGUUUUGUUAACAUCUCUUAUCAUUGACAGUUUUGUUAAGAUCUCUUAUCAUUGACAGUUUUGUUAACAUCUCUUCUCAUUGACAGUUUUGUUAACAUCUCUUCUCAUUGACAGUUUUGUUAACAUCUCUUAUCAUUGACAGUUUUGUUAACAUCUCUUAUCAUUGACAGUUUUGUUAACAUCUCUUAUCAUUGACAGUUUUGUUAACAUCUCUUAUCAUUGACAGUUUUGUUAACAUCUCUUAUCAUUGACAGUUUUGUUAACAUCUCUUAUCAUUGACAGUUUUGUUAACAUCUCUUAUCAUUGACAGUUUUGUUAACAUCUCUUAUCAUUGACAGUUUUGUUAACAUCUCUUAUCAUUGACAGUUUUGUUAACAUCUCUUCUCAUUGACAGUUUUGUUAACAUCUCUUAUCAUUGACAGUUUUGUUAACACCUCUUAUCAUUGACAGUUUUGUUAACAUCUCUUAUCAUUGACAGUUUUGUUAACAUCUCUUCUCAUUGACAGUUUUGUUAACAUCUCUUAUCAUUGACAGUUUUGUUAACAUCUCUUAUCAUUGACAGUUUUGUUAACAUCUCUUAUCAUUGACAGUUUUGUUAACAUCUCUUAUCAUUGACAGUUUUGUUAACAUCUCUUAUCAUUGACAGUUUUGUUAACAUCUCUUAUCAUUGACAGUUUUGUUAACAUCUCUUCUCAAUGACAGUUUUGUUAACAUCUCUUAUCAUUGACAGUUUUGUUAACAUCGCUUAUCAUUAACAGUUUUGUUAACAUCUCUUCUCAAUGACAGUUUUGUUAACAUCUCUUAUCAUUUAAAGUUUUGUUAACAUCUCUUAUAAUUGACAGUUUUGUUAACAUCUACUAACAUUGACAGUUUUGUUUACAUCUACUAACAUUAACAGUUUUGUUAACAUCUACUAACGUUGACAGUUUUGUUAACAUCUACUAACAUUGACAGUUUUAUUAACAUCUACUAACAUUGACAGUUUUGUUAACAUCUCUUCUCAUUGACAGUUUGUUUAACAUCUCUUCUCAUUGACAGUUUUGUUAACAUCUCUUCUCAUUGACAGUUUUGUUAACAUCUCUUCUCAUUGACAGUUUUGUUAACAUCUCUUCUCAUUGACAGUUUUGUUAACAUCUCUUAUCAUUGACAGUUUUGUUAACAUCUCUUAUCAUUGACAGUUUUGUUAACAUCUCUUAUCAUUGACAUUUUUGUUAACAUAUCUUAUCAUUGACAGUUUUGUUAACAUCUCUUCUCAUUGACAGUUUUGUUAACAUCUCUUAUCAUUGACAGUUUUGUUAACAUCUCUUAUCAUUGACAGUUUUGUUAACAUCACUUAUCAUUGACAGUUUUGUUAACAUCUCUUAUCAUUGACAGUUUUGUUAACAUCUACUAACAUUGACAGUUUUGUUAACAUCUACUAACAUUGACAGUUUUGUUUACAUCUACUAACAUUAACAGUUUUGUUAACAUCUACUAACGUUGACAGUUUUGUUAACAUCUACUAACAUUGACAGUUUUGUUAACAUCUACUAACAUUGACAGUUUUGUUAACAUCACUUAUCAUUGACAGUUUUGUUAACAUCUCUUAUCAUUGACAGUUUUGUUAACAUCUACUAACAUUGACAGUUUUGUUAACAUCUACUAACAUUGACAGUUUUGUUUACAUCUACUAACAUUAACAGUUUUGUUAACAUCUACUAACGUUGACAGUUUUGUUAACAUCUACUAACAUUGACAGUUUUGUUAACAUCUACUAACAUUGACAGUUUUGUUAACAUCUCUUCUCAAUGUCAGUUUUGUUAACAUCUCUUAUCAUUGACAGUUUUGUUAACAUCUCUUAUCAUUGACAGUUUUGUUAACAUCUCUUCUCAUUGACAGUUUUGUUAACAUCUCUUCUCAUUGACAGUUUUGUUAACAUCUCUUAUCAUUGACAGUUUAGUUAACAUCUCCUCUCAAUGACAGUUUUGUUAACAUGGCUUAUCAUUGACAGUUUUGUUAACAUCUCUUCUCAAUGACAGUUUUGUUAACAUCUCUUAUCAUUGACAGUUUUGUUAAAUCUCUUAUCAUUGACAGUUUUGUUAACAUCUCUUCUCAUUGACAGUUUUGUUAACAUCUCUUCUCAUUGACAGUUUUGUUAACAUCUCGUAUCAUUGACAGUUUAUCCCUGAUGGUUUCGCUGAUCAUCGCGUCAUUGAUGGCCUUGACCUUUCUGAGCGUCUAUCUCCUGAUGAGAUUUAAAACGUCCCUGAUCGCCUUUGUGUUGAACACGAUAGCUCCUCAGUGCAAGGCCAAGACGUCACGUGACUACGAGACAGAUGUUUUCAUUGGCUACGCCGAUGAUGAUCACAGAUAUGUGGCAACCGUUUUGAAAAGGUGAUUACAAUUAGUUUUAUUAAGCCAUACGUGGGAAAUGUUUACGAACAUAUUAUUGGUAUGUGCCCUUGUCAGUUUAUGAUAUGAGAAAGUUGUACUGAUGUAUAUGUUUAUGUACGUUCCUAUGUCAGUGUCAGCUAAGACCGUUUCACCAAGAUCACAUAAUUAAAAGUACACACUACGAAAAAAGGCAUGGAGGUAUACACCCCACUCUCACCCCCAGCCCCACACUCACCCCCAGCCCCACCCUCACCCCCAGCCCCCCACUCACCCCCAGCCCCACACUCACCCCCAGCCCCACACUCACCCCCAGCCCCACACUCACCCCCAGCCCCACACUCACCCUCGCGUGUAGCUGGUUGAAAAACUACGGACCGGGGAAUUUGAGAUGACCUGAGAGUGGACGAAGAUACCUUGACCCCAGGUUUGAAAUUUUUUGUUUUUCAAAAAUAAUUUGGUUAGUCCUGCUGCAAGCCAGCUGAUGGCAAACUGCUGUGUGUCUUGUGGAGAGUUUGGAACUCGACCGGUUCGGACUUCGACCGACUGAUCAAGGGCCAGGUGCGUCAGAUCUCACACCAGGGUUACCGUUGGGACGACUGGUUCGGACUUGGAGGCGCCGACUGAUCAAAGGGCCGGGCGCGUCAGAUCUUACAGCAGGGUACCGGCCAUCUGACCAGGAUAUUUCGCUGGGACGACUGGUUGGUAACCUGGUGGCGACAGGGGUGGGGGUAGUGACCGACUGAUCAAAGGGCCGGGCGCGUAAGAUUACAGACCUGGGAAAGAAACUCUAUGGACCAGGGACUUAUAAAUAGGGACCUCUGGACAGGACUGGGGAGAACUCGGCCGGACAGAGAAGCAGACAUUAGAGAGAACUCGGACGGUAGGAGAAGAGGGCAGUCAGAGUUGUGAGAUGAGAGAAAGUAUAAGCGAAGUGUCAGCCUAAUAAAGAACAAUAUUAUAAUCAUCAAAUGUUAUCGCCUGAGUUGCUUCCUUAGUGAAUACCAGAUAUAGAUGAAGGUUAGCAGAGAGCAGACAAGGUUUCCUUACAGUAUUAUAUCGAAGCUAAGAGAGAGAGAGACUGACUGUUUUAUAUCGGACUAGUGACCACUAACCCAAGCUAUUAUGGCAAAUCUGGCAAUCAACUUAAAGAACAGCCAUCGUACUACAAUCGCCUCUAUGACUAGUGACCACUAAGCCAAGCCAUCGUACUACAAUCGCCUCUAUGACUAGUGAUCACUAAGCCAAGCCAUCGUACUACAAUCGCCUCUAUGACUAGUGACCACUAACCCAAGCCAUCGUACUACAAUCGCCUCUAUGACUAGUGACCACUAAGCCAAGCCAUCGUACUACAAUCGCCUCUAUGACUAGUGACCACUAAGCCAAGCCAUCGUACUACAAUCGCCUCUAUGACCAGUGAUCACUAAGCCAAGCCAUCGUACUACAAUCGCCUCUAUGACUAGUGACCACUAAGCCAAGCUAUCGUACUACAAGCACCUCUAUGACUAGUGAUCACUAAGCCAAGCCAUCGUACUACAAUCGCCUCUAUGACUAGUGACCACUAACCCAAGCCAUCGUACUACAAUCGCCUCUAUGACUAGUGACCACUAACCCAAGCCAUCGUACUACAAUCGCCUCUAUGACUAGUAACCACUAACCCAAGCCAUCGUACUACAAUCGCCUCUAUGACUAGUGACCACUAACCCAAGCCAUCGUACUACAAUCGCCUCUAUGACUAGUGACCACUAAGCCAAGCCAUCGUACUACAAUCGCCUCUAUGACUAGUGAUCACUAAGCCAAGCCAUCGUACUACAAUCGCCUCUAUGACUAGUGACCACUAAGCCAAGCCAUCGUACUACAAUCGCCUCUAUGACCAGUGAUCACUAAGCCAAGCCAUCGUACUACAAUCGCCUCUAUGACUAGUGAUCACUAAGCCAAGCCAUCGUACUACAAUCGCCUCUAUGACUAGUGACCACUAACCCAAGCCAUCGUACUACAAUCGCCUCUAUGACCAGUGACCACUAAGCCAAGCCAUCGUACUACAAUCGCCUCUAUGACCAGUGACCACUAAGCCAAGCCAUCGUACUACAAUCGCCUCUAUGACCAGUGACCACUAAGCCAAGCCAUCGUACUACAAUCGCCUCUAUGACCAGUGACCACUAAGCCAAGCCAUCGUACUACAAUCGCCUCUAUGACCAGUGACCACUAAGCCAAGCCAUCGUACUACAAUCGCCUCUAUGACCAGUGACCACUAAGCCAAGCCAUCGUACUACAAUCGCCUCUAUGACCAGUGACCACUAAGCCAAGCCAUCGUACUACAAUCGCCUCUAUGACCAGUGACCACUAAGCCAAGCCAUCGUACUACAAUCGCCUCUAUGACCAGUGACCACUAAGCCAAGCCAUCGUACUACAAUCGCCUCUAUGACCAGUGACCACUAAGCCAAGCCAUCGUACUACAAUCGCCUCUAUGACCAGUGACCACUAAGCCAAGCCAUCGUACUACAAUCGCCUCUAUGACCAGUGACCACUAAGCCAAGCCAUCGUACUACAAUCGCCUCUAUGACCAGUGACCACUAAGCCAAGCCAUCGUACUACAAUCGCCUCUAUGACCAGUGACCACUAAGCCAAGCCAUCGUACUACAAUCGCCUCUAUGACCAGUGACCACUAAGCCAAGCCAUCGUACUACAAUCGCCUCUAUGACCAGUGACCACUAAGCCAAGCCAUCGUACUACAAUCGCCUCUAUGACCAGUGACCACUAAGCCAAGCCAUCGUACUACAAUCGCCUCUAUGACCAGUGACCACUAAGCCAAGCCAUCGUACUACAAUCGCCUCUAUGACCAGUGACCACUAAGCCAAGCCAUCGUACUACAAUCGCCUCUAUGACCAGUGACCACUAAGCCAAGCCAUCGUACUACAAUCGCCUCUAUGACCAGUGACCACUAAGCCAAGCCAUCGUACUACAAUCGCCUCUAUGACCAGUGACCACUAAGCCAAGCCAUCGUACUACAAUCGCCUCUAUGACCAGUGACCACUAAGCCAAGCCAUCGUACUACAAUCGCCUCUAUGACCAGUGACCACUAAGCCAAGCCAUCGUACUACAAUCGCCUCUAUGACCAGUGACCACUAAGCCAAGCCAUCGUACUACAAUCGCCUCUAUGACCAGUGACCACUAAGCCAAGCCAUCGUACUACAAUCGCCUCUAUGACCAGUGACCACUAAGCCAAGCCAUCGUACUACAAUCGCCUCUAUGACCAGUGACCACUAAGCCAAGCCAUCGUACUACAAUCGCCUCUAUGACCAGUGACCACUAAGCCAAGCCAUCGUACUACAAUCGCCUCUAUGACCAGUGACCACUAAGCUACACAAUGAUAAACACUUGAGUACCACUCAAUAAACUUAAAGAACCUGAUCGUGUUACAAAGCAAGGAUUUCAAAGGACGAAAACGCCCUUAUGCCUCACACGCGCUGUGAGAACCACUCAAAAUGAGUGACCACCACACUUACCACAACCCACCCCUUGGAGUGGUGAUCCCUAACCCAACCUUGAGAACAAUUCUAAAUAAUGUUUUUAAAAAAAAAAACUAAUUAACUAAUUAAAAGUCAUAAUAAAUCACCCCGCAACAAGAAGAAGGUCCCUAGAUUAUCGUACAAUAACAAGAAGAAGGUCCCUAGAUUAUCGUACAAUAACAAGAAGAAGGUCCCUAGAUUAUCGUACAAUAACAAGAAGGUCCCUAGAUUAUCGUACAAUAACAAGAAGAAGGUCCCUAGAUUAUCGUACAAUAACAAGAAGAAGGUCCCUAGAUUAUCGUACAAUAACAAGAAGGUCCCUAGAUUAUUGUACAAUAACAAGAAGAAGGUCCCUAGAUUAUCGUACAAUAACAAGAAUUGACCUGUUUAAUGUCUCCAGAACCCUUGAUUGACCCAUGAUAUGCCUUCAAAAACCUAAAUUGACCUAUCUUAUGUCUCCAAAACCCUCACAUAAUGAGAACUACUUGGUGAAAGACAACUUAUUUAAAAUUAAAAUUAAUUAAAAGCAUCCCACAAGACAAUUAAUUAUAAAGAGACAACAAAGUUGGAAUAUUAAUUUAAAAAGUAAUUAAGUAAUUAAAUGAUUAUCGCUUUCUGGAACAUUCUAGAUUAAAUUAAUAUCCUACUUGAAACGUAAAAAGAAGGCUUUUCUAAUUUAUUUUUGGAAUACAAAAAAAAUCAUACAACACAAUGCACUAUUAUAACUAUAGUACAUUUAAUUUCUGAGUCUGAUUCUGAUAGGGUACGUUGCUGCAUUCAUGAUCUUGCCCCUUCCAUAAUGGUAAGGAAUUCGUUUUGCCUAAGAUAGGGGGCCCUAUAAAAAUCAUUUGAUAAAUAAUGGAGUUAAAAUUUAAAAUUUGUUCCAAUCAAAUCUAUUUUAAAAUGCCAUUGAUAAAGCUUUUUUUUUUAAAUUAUCGACCUUUCUAGUAAGUUGUAGAUUGGAUAUAAUUAAUUUUAAAUCCAUCGAUAUGUCAGUAAGGACAAUGAAAUGUAUUGCUACCACGAUAGGCCGAGAUCCAUCCAUUCAAAAAGAACCUAGAGUGUUGUCUAUUGAUAUUUCUAUAAUAUAUACCGGUAGCUUAUGAAAGGAAAAAUGAAAUGGGGCCCCGGCCACAGAGGAAUGUAUGUCAUGAGUUCAGUACCCUUCGGUAUUUCAAUAUGGCUAAUCAAGUGUAUGUGUACUAAGUUUGUUUAAGAUCCAUCUAUUCAUGGGAAUUUUUUUUGUUAAUUUUUUUAUACAGCUCAUAAAAGGGAAAAAAUAACGAUUUGGUGCCCCUGGCCCAAAAUGGUAUACUUUUUAAAGUUCCAACCCCCCCCCCCCCCCCCCGUAUUUGAUUCUGGAUAAUGAUGAAUAUUUGUUUCAAGUUUGUUCAAGGUCAAACAAUCCAUGUAAAAACGUCUGUGGAACGAAGCCACAAACAAACAUUCACUUUUAUAUACUGUAGUACGAGUGCCCUGACAUACGAAAUUUUUUAGAUACGAGCCGUUGAGCGAGCGAUGCUUUGCUUUGAGAUACGAGAAAUAUUUGAGAUACGAGGAACCGGAUCAGCGGGUCAGCCGGCUGUAGUGACGAAAAUUAAAAGAAAGUAACCAAAAAAAGUGCACAGUGGCAUUUAUGUUCAAGUAAGUUCAGUGAAGUUUAGUUAAGUUCCAUUAAGUUUAAGGAUAAACCCUACACCUCCGCCAGCGUCUUCCGUAGGCUCAAGUCGGCUGAUGUCCAAGGUACAUACACUUUAUAAAACCAGUUUAUUUCUUUACAUUCUCUUUUAUUAUGUUUUUAUACAAUAUUUGUCAUCAAUAAAUACAUUUUUCUUAUAAAAAAACAUGUUAUUAAAAAAACAACUCAUGUGGCAUUUUGGGGGCUGGAGCGGAUUAAUGUCAUUUCUAUUAAUUUCAAUGGGUAAAGUGCUUUGAGAUACGAUCAAAUUGACUUACGAGCAAGGUUACGGAACGAAUUAAUUUCGUUUCUCAAGGUACCACUGUAUCUAUAUCCUUUAUGAUAUGAUGUUGUAUGAUCUAUGAUAUGAUGAUCUAUGAUAUGAUGAUCUAUGAUAUGAUGAUCUAUGAGAUGAUGAUCUAUGAUAUGAUGAUCUAUGAUAUGAUGAUGAUCUAUGAUAUGAUGAUCUAUGAUAUGAUGAUCUAUGAUAUGAUGAUCUAUGAUAUGAUGAUCUAUGAUAUGAUGAUGAUCUAUGAUAUGAUGAUCUAUGAUAUGAUGAUGUAUGAUAUGAUGAUCUAUGAUAUGAUGAUCUAUGAUAUGAUGAUGAUCUAUGAUAUGAUGAUCUAUGAUAUGAUGAUGUAUGAUAUGAUGAUCAAUGAUAUGAUGAUAUAUGAUAUGAUGAUCAAUGAUAGGAUGAUCUAUGAUAUGAUGAUCAAUGAUAUGAUGAUAUAUGAUAUGAUGAUCAAUGAUAUGAUGAUAUAUGAUAUGAUGAUCAAUGAUAGGAUGAUCUAUGAUAUGAUGAUCAAUGAUAUGAUAGGAUGAUCUAUGAUAUGAUGAUCUAUGAUAGGAUGAUAUAUGAUAUGAUGAUCAAUGAUAUGAUGAUAUAUGAUAUGAUGAUCAAUGAUAGGAUGAUCUAUGAUAUGAUGAUCAAUGAUAUGAUAGGAUGAUCUAUGAUAUGAUGAUCUAUGAUAUGACAAGACAUGUCACUAAAAGCGUGUUGGCUGCAAAGUCAGCAGGUAAACACCUGUAUCUGGUUUUUGCCCAGUUAUUUCCCAUUUCACAAAGCGGUAAGUGAACUAACCUCUAGGAUGUUCCAGAUUGUCUUCCAUGUGUUCAGUCUCAGUUUAAUGCAGCAUGAACUUUAGCGCUCUUGAGGCGUACAAUUCAAACAGAUUACGUCCAGCCACGCUUGAUAAGUAGAAACAACGGUCACGUGCCAAUAUUGCACGUUUCAUAAAUGAUUUAUUUGGAAGUACUUGUGUUUUGUUUUAUUUAUUAACUAGUUUACACCCCCGCCCCCACCCCCCCCACCCCCCCCAAAAAAGAUGUAUUUUUUUUUUUUAAAAAUAUAAAUUAAAACCACUCUACUAUUUAUAAACACAAGAUAAAAGAUGUUUUUUAUAUUACCAGCUCUAGCAGAGCCGUCGCUUGAUAUUUCGAGACCCCCAGCCCCUUUCCCGUUGUCCCUUCCCCCCCCCCCAUCAAAGUUGAAUUUUUUAAUUUUUUUAAAAAGUGUCUACAUUACAACUUCGAGACCCUUCAAAUUAAAUAUACGAGGCCCCCAUAAUGUGUUAGUCUAUAUAUAUGGCGUCCCCUGGAGACGAAUUAUUUAAAAAAUAAGGAGCAAGAAUGUAAAAUUUGGCAAUCUCUGUAUUAAAUUGUAUAUUUUGAUAUUGAAAAAAAAAAUUUACAAGCUUUGGCAAACUACGGCUCGUGGGCUUCAUAUGGCCCCCUUCCUAUUUCUGAAUGUUUUACCAACUAACAAGGGAUUUUUUAAAUAAUACGGUUGCCCUUCGAUAUGUACGCCCAGGGAGUCAUGAAGAGCCCUCCAUUUUCUUCAGCCUCAUUUACCAGGCACGCAUAAAAUUUUUACAAUUGACCUACUUAAAAUAUUUUGAUAACCGCAAAAAUGAAAAUAAAAUAGUGAACGAGUAAAUUUUAUUGUUUCACUUUUUAAACAGUUUAGUAGUCAUUCUCUUGUUAUAUAUAUUUAAUUAAAGAAUAAAUUCUGAAAAAUUAAAGAAAAAUUUUGGAAAUAUUUUUUUUUAAAUUGUAUGAAUUCUUGAUUAUUUCAGAUUUCUCGAGGAUGACCUUGGGAUGACGAUAUUUAUUCACCAACGUGACCUUGGGGUUGGCUUCACUGACCAGUUGUUCUUUGAGGCUAUCCAUAACAGUUGGAGAGUUAUGCUUGUGAUAACAGCUACAUUCCUACACUACUACGACAUGGCUGACAAAGUCAUGAAGGUAUGAAGUCAUCAGUCAAAUAGCCCACCUGCACUUGGUUGGGUUCAACUACCAAGCCACUGUCAUACAGUCUAACAGUCUUGGGUGGGUUCAACUACCAGGCCACUUUCAUACAGUCUAACAGUCUACAGCAUUUCAUUAAGUGAUAAUUAGUGAGUUCGGUGACCGUUUGAUACACUUGACCACCAUUUCAGACCUUCUGAUGUUAAACACUGACAUCUUUAACGGCUGAAAAGAUGUUGUAGCAGACCUUUAGAUUUCAUUACAGAUUCUUAUUUCAGAUCAUGUUAGCAGCAGACGUUAGACGCCAGACGUCACUCUGAACAAGUUAAAUCACGAGCUCUUCAAAUUCCUAUGUAUAGCCCAUUAAGAUUUGUAAACAUUUGUAAACAUUUGUAAACUUUUGUAAACAUUUAAAUUUGAAGAGAAUGCUUCAAUUCCAUUCCUUCUCUUCUUCUUCACCUUUUCAACUCCCAGUGGAGCAUAGAGUCAUGGAGUUAUAGACUCCUAGAGGCAUAGACAUAGAAUCGUAGAGUCGUAGUGAUAGAGUCAUAAAAUCAUAGAGUCUCGGAGCAAUAUAGUCAUGGUAUCAUAGAAUUAUAUUCAUAGACCAAUAUAGUCAUAUAAUCAUAUUGUUAUAUAAUGAUUUCUGUCAUGUCUAAUUAAUGCGGUGCAACGUCAUAUCACCUCUGCUUCUUCGCUUGAUGGAAAAGUUUGUUUACAACUCCAGAAUCGUUCAGAUGUCUCAUAUUAGUCUAACUCCUUGACUAUAAAUAGCACGGUCGACUGUGACCGGUCGAUCAAACAGACCCACGAGACCUAAAAGAUGGCAAGAAGGACUUACACGAUUUCCACAAAAUUUUCUCAGAAACUUUUGUUGUAAAGACUGCAUGUGUCUGUGAGCGUGUCAUGUGUGUGUGUGUGUACAUAUGUGUGUAUUCUAUCGUUAGAAGAGCUUUUCUUUCUAUAAGUUUAAUUUUUUAUAUGUAUUCAGAUGCUGCGGCUGGUCUUGUUGGUUUCAUUCCAUUACCUUUCUUGAUUGUUCUAGACCAUCGCUUGUGUAUUUUUUUCCAUACCAUGGCUUGUCUUGUUGGUUACAUACCAUGGCUUGUCUUGUUGGUUACAUACCAUGGCUUGUCUUGUUGGUUACAUACCAUGGCUUGUCUUGUUGGUUACAUACCAUGGCUUGUCUUGUUGGUUACAUACCAUGGCUUGUCUUGUUGGUUACAUACCAUGGCUUGUCUUGUUGGUUACAUACCAUGGAUUGUCUUGUUGGUUACAUACCAUGGCUUGUCUUGUUGGUUACAUACCAUGGAUUAUCUUGUUGGUUACAUACCAUGGCUUGUCUUGUUGGUUACAUACCAUGGCUUGUCUUGGUGGUUACAUACCAUGGCUUGUCUUGAUAUAAUGUCCGUUCUUAUUUACUUCAAAAUCCCCACAACUACUUUCCUUAGCUUGGAGAUUUAUAAUGGUAGAUAUUAUCAUCCACUAAAAAUCACAGUCAUUAUUGGAAUAUUUCCAUUUCAGCUGAUCAAGAAUUUCAUCUAAGAGCAAGUACAAAAUCGUUCCUAAAUGUCAGGGUUGAAGUCAUCAGAACUUUUUAGUGGGACGUAAUUGCAUAUUCUGAAAAUGUAACACUGAUCCAACGGCUAUUUCCCCUAGCUUUAGUUUACGAGAGAAAUACAACGGAAAUAAUCAUUGCUCAGUUAUUAUAGGUGGUUGUUUUAUUAUGGUCUUUGGUGUAAAUAGUUUGACAAAAAGCUGCCAAUAUUGUUGUGUGAAUAGUUUAUCAAACAUCUUCCAAAAUUCUUGUGUGAAUAGUUUGUUACAAUAAUUGCCAAUAUUCUUGUGUGAAUAGUUUAUCAAACAGCUGCCAAUAUUUGUGUGUGAAUAGUUUGUUACAACAAUUGCCAAUACUCUUGUGUGAAUAGUUUAUCAAACAGCUGCCAAUAUUCUUGUGUGAAUAGUUUGUUACAACAAUUGCCAAUAUUAUUGUGUGAAUUGUUUAUCAAAACAGCUGCCAAUAUUCUUGUGUGAAUAGUUUGUUACAACAAUUGCCAAUAUUCUUGUGUGAAUUGUUUAUCAAAACAGCUGCCAAUAUUCUUGUGUGAAUAGUUUGUUACAACAAUUGCCAAUAUUCUUGUGUGAAUUGUUUAUCAAAACAGCUGCCAAUAUUCUUGUGUGAAUAGUUUGUUAAAACAGCUGCCAAUACUGUUAUGUGUGUCUAAACGUUUAAUCAAAUUAUAUUUGUCCAACUUCCAGUACGCCAGCCAUUCCGUGACCCCAGUCAACCAGGGGCGUGUCUUCGUGUUGAUGGAGGAGUCACAGGUGCAACACAUUCCCUCCUACCUGCUUGACAUCUUGGAUGACACCAGGAUCAUCAUCGUCCAUGACCUCAAGUUGCCCUUGACCUACAAGCAGCAGAUGAGCAUAAAACAAUGUAUGGGAUAGAUAAGUUAUAGAAAUAUCUGUGAAAGAUCUGGGCUGGAUACUUUAUUGAAAUGUGUG